Molecule: messenger RNA, 6953 nt
Organism: Symsagittifera roscoffensis
Lineage: Eukaryota; Metazoa; Xenacoelomorpha; Acoela; Convolutidae
Product: mediator of RNA polymerase II transcription subunit 12-like protein
Exons: 27
Coding region: 112-6567 (2151 amino acids)
Biological process (GO): regulation of transcription by RNA polymerase II
Cellular component (GO): mediator complex
Molecular function (GO): transcription coregulator activity
Source: RefSeq, a predicted model, not a curated record
UUUGUUGAUCCUUAAAUCAAGAAUCAGGAAUGUGAGGCUUUCUAUCAUCAGCCACCACCGCCGAUAUACUUACUCAUCAGUGCAUAAUUAUGCAAUCAGAUUGAAAGGGGGAUGCCUUUUCUGUCUGCCUCGUUCUCGUACGACCAGAGACCUCUGAAGAAACAUGGUGGGUCGAAAGUGGCAAUCGACAAGCCAGAUGUCUACCCUCAGCAGCCCAAUCAAAAGGAGGACCACUUCUACAGCCAUGUCAAGAUGGGUUUCCAAAAUCCGCCACUGGACGAUGAGCAUAAACAGGCGAAUAAGAAGGCCAUCCUCGCCAAUAGGGAGAAUAUUCUGAAGAGCAUUUUGGAGGUGAAGCAGAAGCGAGAUGAGCACAACAAUACUGGGGCUUCAAAUGACUCCCGCAAGAAGUUCCUGCUCAACAAGGAUCGAUUCUGGCCGUACCACUACCGUGUGAAGCCCCAGCUCACCAGUUGGAUGAACGACUUGUCCUCGCCCACCAAAGACUUGUUUCACCUAGGCAAACGCAUCCCCUCAUUCCAAAGGAAAGAAGAGCUCCUCUUCGCUUUGGCUGAGCACAAGGUGCCAAUGGUCAGAGCUAUCUGGACCAUCAAGCUAGAUGCACAUCAUAAGUCAUCACAGAAAGAGGAGAUUUCAAAAAAGAAAUCGAGAGGCGGCAGUCAAGGUCCAGACAUCGGCAAUGAUUGGACACAUGCUGUGUGUCUUUUCAUGUCAAAUCUCUACAAGAGGAUGCUGGACCACGAGCUGAAAGUGAACCUUCUUGAAAGAGAUGAAAACUACCACCAGCAGAGCUCAUUUUGGACCUACACCACUCGUCUUGUGAAAUGCAUGUUUGAAGAGGGAUUGUUGGACAAACACGAGUUCCUGCUGUGGCUCCUGCAGGCCAUACAAUGUGAACUGAAACCGCCGGAUGACCCAUUCAACAAGAUCUUCAUACCGCUGAUUUAUGGUUAUUUGGACGAGAUAGUGCAGAGUGAGCCUUUGAGUAGACGUCUGGCCUUCUUCUGUACACGCAAUCUCACCCUCAUGUACGAGAACAGUCUAGAAGCUGCAGUAUUGUCCUCACUCUCACCAAACACAGCCGCACUCAACCCAGACGCCCGUUGGCUGCAACAACAACAGAUGCACAUCAUGUCCUCCUUGAGUCAUAGGAAUGUGUGGGAGGACUACCUGCAGUGUGGCCACCACAAGGCCAUGAUGAUGAGUCUCUCCUGCGCACUCCAUCUCAUCACCCUUUGCUGUCCAUCCGCUCUCAUAUGGGUUGUUCCCAGGUCACAGGUGGAGUUGUUGUCUCCGCCUUUGCCUCAAACGAGUGAAGAUGGGACAGAGCAGUUACCUCUACAGAUAGACGAAGGCUCUCCAUUGGACAACCUCGCUGUGUCACCUAGCGAUCUCCCACUUCCCUUCUCUGAGCAAGAUGGGCCGGACAUCAGUGCGGACGUUAAGGAUCAGUUAGUAUAUGCGGAGGAACUAAUUCGGAACAGGAGCAUGGCUAUAGAACAGAGAUGGUCUUCUGCCAAGUACCAGGAGUCGUCUUUUGGGAAUGAAAUCCAACGUGUUCUUGAGAUAAUUGAGCAACUGGAUAUAUUCGAUUUUCACCAGUCAUCAACCGAUUGCAACAUGAAAACGCUCUUCAUGGGUAUAUUCAAGAAGACCUCGCAUCCAUCACCAAGUACAAACGCCGCUGCUCGAGCCCUAAACAAAAGCAGUGACGCCUCUGAUUGGCUAAUUGUCAAAACUCUAUGCGAUUGGGCAACAUCUUGUCAACGCCCGGGUUGUCAUCGCGCAGCUGUUGUCGCUAAUUUACUCUCUCAGUACCAACUUUGGGUCGAAUCGCAAGACCCGGCUGGUGCCAAAUAUCCCUACAUAUGUCAGAAACAUAUAACGAAGUUCCUAGACGAGUUUGCGCCAGCAUUGAACAAUCCGCCAGGUCAUGAGUCGAAUACGUUCGAAGAGGAAAGGACUUUCGCAGCAUUGGUUCUGUUAAUGCACGAGCUAAUAGACUCCUUGGUUUUUUCACAUGACCACUAUAUGAGGCUACUGAUAUCACGAGGAGACUUGAUGACUGGUGCAUUGUAUCAAAUGUUGGACUCCUCCGAUGAUUUUUCGGCCGAAGAUAAUUCAGGUUCAACUGAGUCAGAAUUGAUUUCGGAUUUCAAAAGCAGGAGGCAUCUUCUGUACGCACUUCAUUUUCCAGUUUGCAGAGAAAAUAGCAAUGAUGUAAAUCAGAGGUUGAUGCUUCUUUAUGGGUUUGGACCGAACCGCGAAAGAGCUCUUCAGCCUCAAAACGCAGUAAUGAGAGAACUCUCAGCAAUUCUUACAUCGCCAGCUAAUAGCAUGCCAAUUUUAUUGGACCAGGAUUGUUUCAAAGAGAUCCGCCAGUCAUUCCUCAAGCUGUGUUUCAACGAUCGACAAAAUGUUGUGGCACAGUGCUUCAACCAGGUGUCUUACCAGCUAGACUGUGUAGUGGAGUUUGGUGUAGAAUGUGGCACUCCGCUGCCGCCUGUGAAAGCCAUUGACUUCAUCAUGCAGCUAUCAGAGAGUGCUGCGUGUGUGUCACUCGUCCUGGAUAUAGCCGAAAAUAUGUUGACCUCGUUUCCGAGUAUGGUGGCUGUGCUGCCCACGGACUACAUAUCCAGUCUGCUCAUGACUGCAGUAUCUGCCAUCGAGACAUUCAUACCCUACAUGCUCAUCAACGAUGAAAUGUCCAACACUGUGUUCGAAAGUGUACAAACUGCCGUCUCCUGUCUUGAAGAUAACCCAUCGUCUUGUUCCUCUGCCGAGAGAUGUUUGCUGCAUCUGCUAGAACGGCUAGUUACAUCUUCCUACAAGUUAAAGCAAUCUGUCCAGCCUCCGGACAAAUACGACCAGAUUCUCAACUCACUCAAUCAGACGCCGGCUGUUCCAAAGUCCCAGGAGUCCAGACCCCAAUCAUCAUCCGCAUCCGAAGACUCCUUCAUCGCCAAGAGUUUCUUAGAGAAUCCUGCAGACGUGGACGAAGAGGCCAUGUGUGAACUGAUUGGUAGAGUUCACUCUAAAGAGAACUUCAGAUCGGUGCUCAUCUCUACUGCCCUGAUUAAACUGUGCGAUUUGAAGGACUCGGAAAAAAUACAAAAGGCCAAUGAUUUAUCGCUUCUGUGCGUAGAAGUCACUUCACGAGUGCCAUUCUUGAAGUCUGAUUGGUUCACGGCGCUCACAAUCAUCUGUUCGCAAAAACCUUGCGGAGUGAACAAGACACUGGACAAUCUCAUUAAGAAGAUAAAUAUAGAGCAGACUAGUGUUUACGACUGUGUGGUGGUGUUCCUCUGUCACAUGGUCAGUCGCCAUCUGUUCAAACUGGAGGAAGUGUUCGUCAAGCUCAUUCACUUCAUUCUCGCCAUCCUCAACGAGAACUCAGACUCCUCCGGGCAGGAACGAGAGAUAGCGGCCUCCACGCGGCUAUGUAUGUAUGUGUUGCUGAAACUACUGCAUGCCAACCAAGAGUUGGACUGUCUCCGGCUGAAUGUGUGUGAACAUGUCUACUCCGAGCCAGAUAGACUCAUGCUCGCUGUCCAGAUGCGACCAGUCAAUGUGGGGCUCCUGGUGGCAAUCCUGAAAGCAUUCGCAACCCAUGUUCCAAUCACCACCAAUGCUGACGACGAUGAUUACAGAAAACCAAGUCAGUUCGAAUCGAUUUGGACUUCAGAGCAAGUACUGGACUUUGUCGGAUCGGCCAAUCUUCAAGAAGUUGCAUGCGCAGUUUUGCACGCGCUGGCUUCUUGCACAUGGAUUACAUACUCUUGCCUAAGGAAUCCGGGAGUGCUUAAAGCAGAUGAAAUUCUGCUGGAUCCAAUUGGGGGCGAACGGUUGGCUUCUCAUAUUUUACAACUUCUUUGCUACCCUGGAAGUCCAGUGAAGGGAUGCAGAUAUACUAAGGGCUCCUCGGUUGUGCACGUAAACUCUCCCGUCUCAGGAGCAGAUGAGCAACAGGAGUUGAAGCUGAGGAGGAUUUUCGAGAACCUGAACAAGUGGAAUCAUCGCUCCUCGUGGCUCCAGUUCACAAUUAUCCUGGAGCUGUGCGAGUGGAAGAAACAAAUGGACUUGUUUAACCUACUGGCCAGACUGAGCAUUCAAAUAUUUGAUAUCCAGCCUGUGGUUGAGCUCCGAAGUUCUCAAAGGCGAGUGCCGAAAUCAGCCGCAGUUGACAAGCAACCCCAGUCGGAAUCAGGGGCGAAUUCCAAUGCUGGAGAUAACUCCGCCCCCUCUAACUCAAGGGAUCCGGAGCAGGCUUGGCUAGUAGCACCUCUUAUAGGCCAGUUACCGGCUGCAGUACAGGGAGCAGUGCUUAACCAAGCUAGCUCGAUGCUGGAUCGAGGUGGAGUCCUCGGGGGCCUUGGUCAAAACCUCGCGGGUUCCGGAAUUUUCAGCGGAGGUUUGGGAUCCUCGAGCAAGCCACGAUCAGAUAAGGAGAAAACGGCACAAAAAAGCAUCCAAUUAUUAAGCCAUGGGCCCUUUUUGUCGCUGAUUCUGACCUGUUUAAAAGGCCAGGACGAUCAGAGGGAAAGUCUUCUGUCCUCUCUGCAGACACAGUUUUCUCAGAUGAUUAAGGAGCAGCAGCAUAUAAUCUCGAUGACUUCGAAUAACAACGUAUCCUCAAAUAGCGGCCUGUCAUUGGAGGAAAUCCAAGCCAAUAGAAUGAAGAUGUUUAAUGACGAGUGGCAAUUGAGGUUGAGUCUUCUGGGAUCGAUGUUCGACUCCAUUCUUCGCAAUCAGUCUCUGUCAAUGGAAUGGAUUAUGACUCUGGUUAACUUACUAGAGAAGGAUAUAAUUAACCCAGUGGACAAUGCGCAACUGUUCUAUACUGUGGUGGAUAUGCUGAUUGUUCUGAUGGAGUUCAACAGUGCGGAUCAUCCCAGUGCAGAUGAGCAGGCGAAGAAAAUGUACAAUUCUAUUGUCAAGAAAAUCAGAAACAGCAUAGGCGAGAAACAGAAUGAAGGUCUGCGUCUGGUGCGACAAUUGCUGCCUCUUCAGAGGAGCACAGUUGAUGUGGUGUGCUGUGAGCCCAUUCGAAGCCAGUACGACAGCAAAGGCAACAAGAUGGACGCGCUCUCUUCACAGACUAGACACCAGGGAAAUCAAGUGGUGGGUAAGCAGCGUCUCUCUCCUUGGGACUUAAUUGAAGGCUUCAAGAUGCACGCUCCUCUACAGCUAAACUGGUUCAAUGCAGUCAAAAUGGAGAAGGGCAGAGGCAGUGUGUACGAAGAGCAGGCGCGUACCAUGUUUUACCACGACCACUCGCCCCUGGAUAGGACUCAGUCGUACUUCAUGCAGCCCAUAGUAUCAUCCCACUCGGCUCCUGGAUCGACGGGAGGGGCUGGACUCAGUGAUGAAGAUGAAGUUCAAAUGGAACCCCCGCCUAGUGUAUCAGUUCCGACUCCAACUUCUGCUGCACCCAAAACUAAGUCGAGGAGUCACAAGUCCAACUCAUCUGGAGGAACCAAAAAGCAGACGAAGUCACGCAAGAAAAGCUCGCAGGCUCAGUCGCAGAACAACCAGUUGUCAUCCGGGCCCCAGUCUGUGUUGGCUCCUAACAUGCCCCCACCCACGCCUCUGGCACAGCAGCUGUCCCAAUCGUACCCUGGCAGUGUACUUGGUCAACAGGUAGGAGCAGCAAUGCAGAACCCGCAUUCAGUAGUACAGCAGCAGCCGACUAAUAGAUUUCCCCCUCCGCACAAUGCUGCUGCCCAGGCCGGAGGUGGUGGGGCUGGAGGAAUGAUGGUCCAGAAUGUGGGCAGCCAGCCACCAAGUCAAGUGCAGCCACAAGUGUACUUCCAGCAGCCGCAACAACAACCUCAGUCACAAACCAUGAGCAAUAUGGCCAUGACAAACCAAGCUCAACUGUCCAUGCAGCAGAUGUCUCUCGGUCAACAGGGUGGAACACAGCAGUUGAUGGCGCCUCCCCCGCAACAACAGGCUACCCCCAGGCAACAACUGACAAAGCACCUGAAGAAUAAAAACCAACAGCAGGCGGGUGUGGCGGCUGUGAUGCGAGCACAGAACCCACAGGGGGUGGUGCCUGGCGGAGGAGGUCCAGUCAUGCCUGGAGGAGCAACUGGCCCAAGCAGGAUGGCAGUUCCCCAGCAGAUGUACAGACAAGGGUUUGCUGGCGGGGACAGUCAGGUAGGCUUUGUUGGACAGACAGGCAAGCCCCCUGGCCCCGGCCCCUCGAUGAUGUCCGGUGCACCAACUGGAAGUCAAAGUCAGCAGCAGAUGGUGUAUGCUGUUCAACCACAGAAUCAAGUGAUGUCUCAACAGGCCCAACAUAAUCAACCAUCAGGGGGUCAGUUUGUAGGACCACCACAAGGAGUUCAGAAUUAUACCAGAUUCAACUCACAGCAACAAAUGCAAUUAAUGCUCCAACAGCAGCAGAGACAACGUGCAAUGCAGCUCCACCAACAACAGCAGCAGCAACAGGGGGGACAAUUUGGGAACCAGCCUCAGUAUCAUUCGGGAGAUCAGCAACAGACUGGAGGAACUUUCAUGCGGGGACCUCCACCUUACAAUUGACGCGGCAUUUAACGCUUGUCGAAGCCAAAAUAUUGAGAAUGCGUGAAGUUUCAAAAAAUUUUCACUCAAUUUUCAAUAUUUGUGCUUGCAUAGACUUCAAAAUGACAAAAUGUAUUCCGAAUCAAAAACUCAUAAUUACAUAAACAUUGAUGGUAACGAAUUUGAUAUUCUUAUAUUUGUAGAUGUUUCAGUAGUAAUAUUGUUUUAAUUUUAUGUCUUAGAUUUUUGAUGUAGUUGAGUUUUAAAAGUUGUACGGAUAAAAUUGUGCAAAAUGUUCAAGCCUACUAUUUAAAUAAUAGUUAAUAGUUGGGUUCUUAGAAAAUGCAUAGGUCCUGCAUAGCAAAACAUAGGUCCUGCGGCGUGCCAAAUUUAACAAGUGAAGCCAG